AUGGCCGCUGCUGACGUGAAGAUGGAUGUUGAUGAGCCCUCAAUCGACGAGGGUUUGUAUUCGCGUCAAUUAUAUGUGCUUGGCCAUGAAGACUCAAUAUUCUCGGUUUGGGUGUUGAAAUCGGCGCGUCUAUUUGCACUGACAUCGCCGACUCGCGAACUAACCCAGCUCACAGCGAAGAACAUCGUUCUGGCUGGCGUCAAGUCGGUUACCAUAUAUGAUACGACACCGGUCACCCUCGACGACCUUAGCACGCAGUUCUUCCUACGACAGGAAGACAUCGGCAAAACUCGAGCAGAAGCCACCGUUGCUCGUCUGGCCGAGUUGAAUGCCUAUGUACCUGUUCGCAAUUUGGGAGGCUCUCCAGGACAGGAGAUCACUGUAGAUUUGAUCAAGGGCUUCCAGGCUGUUGUUCUGUGUCAUGCUUCAUGGAGCAAGCAAGUCGAGAUCAACACAUGGACCCAUGAGAAUGGCGUAUUCUUCAUCGCUGCUGAAACUCGCGGCCUUUUUGGAUCCGUCUUCAACGACUUCGGUCCCAAAUUCCUGUGUGUCGACCCCACUGGAGAGCAGGCGCUCUCAGGUGUGAUUGUGUCCGUUGAGCAGUCAGCCGAUGGACUAGUCACUUGUUUGGACGAGGCCAGGCAUGGUCUGGAGGAUGGCGAUUUCGUCACAUUCAAUGAAGUUCAAGGCAUGGAAGAGCUAAAUGGUUGCGAGCCCCGCAAAAUCUCCGUCAAGGGACCAUAUACGUUCACGAUUGGCGACACGACCAACCUCCAGUCCUACAAGAGGGGAGGUAUUUUUACUCAAGUCAAGAUGCCCAAAACGCUCGAAUUCAAAUCACUCAAGGAGUCGCUGUCAUCACCCGAGUUUUUCAUAACAGACUUUGCCAAAUUUGAUUGUCCUGCUGCCCUCCACGCUGGUUUCCAAGCGCUAUCGGAAUUCCAAGCACAGCAUAAACGACUUCCUCGUCCACGAAAUGCCGAGGAUGCAGCGGCCGUUGUCGCAUUGGCCAAAAAACUCGAUGCGGAGGCUGAUGAGAAGAUCGUGACGGAGCUGGCCUAUCAAGCGCGAGGAGACCUUGCCCCCAUGGUGGCAGUGUUGGGCGGCUUUGUAGCGCAGGAGGUAUUGAAAGCUUGCAGCUCCAAGUUCCACCCGAUGGUCCAACACAUGUACUUCGACGCACUUGAAGCGCUUCCUUCCGAGGUACCAACUGAAGCAGAUUGCCAACCUACGGGCAGCCGCUACGAUGGGCAGAUCGCCGUAUUUGGCAAGAAAUUCCAAGACAAGAUUGCCAGUCACCGGCAGUUCUUGGUCGGGUCAGGCGCCAUUGGCUGUGAGAUGCUCAAGAACUGGAGUAUGAUGGGCUUGUCCUCAGGACCAAAGGGAGACAUUCAGGUCGCAGACCUUGACACCAUUGAGAAGAGCAAUUUAAACCGUCAAUUCCUUUUCCGCGCUAAGGACCUCGGCAAAUUCAAAGCAGAGGUGGCUGCAACUGCCGUCGCUGAAAUGAACCCGGAUCUCAAGGGCAAAAUUCACUCAAGGCAAGACAUCGUCGCAGCUGAGACAGAAGAGAUCUACAACGAGGCUUUCUUUGCUGGUUUGGACGGUGUCACCAAUGCUCUUGACAAUGUGAAAGCCCGUCUCUACGUUGAUCAACGAUGCGUCUUUUACAAGAAGCCUUUGACCGACUCUGGCACGCUCGGUACUAAGGGAAACGUGCAGGUGGUAAUUCCAAACAUUACGGAAUCCUACGGCUCGUCGCAAGACCCACCUGAGAAGCAAGCCCCCUCUUGCACAGUCAAGAACUUCCCUCAUACUAUUCACCAUACGAUUGAGUGGAGCCGUGAAAACUUCGACGACUUUUUCGUCAAGCCGGUCCAGGCAGUCAACGCUUACCUGUCAGAACCGAAUUAUCUGGAGACUAACCUCAAAUACUCCGGUCAACAAGUCGAGCAGACCAACCAAAUUUUGUCGUACCUUGUGACCAACAAACCUCUUACGUUUGAAGAGUGCAUUGUUUGGGCGCGCUUGCGGUUUGAGGAGAAAUACGCCAACGAGAUCAAACAGUUACUGUUCAGUUUCCCCAAGGACGCAGUAACUACCAGCGGUCAGCCGUUUUGGAGCGCACCGAAGCGGGCUCCAGAUGCCUUGGUGUUCAACUCAAACGACCCUCUCCAUCUUGGGUAUAUCAUCGCUGCCGCCAAUCUCCGUGCAUUCAACUACGGUUUGAAAGGAGAGACUGAUCCCGCUGUUUUCCGCAAAGUCGCAGACUCCGUGAUUGUGCCUGAAUUCACGCCCAGCGCAAGUGUGAAGAUCCAGGUCAACGAAAAUGAGCCAGUACAGCAGGAUGCUCCUGCGGGCGGAGAUGACAUACUGCCUGACCUGCUCGCCAAACUUCCUUCACCGGCCUCAUUAGCGGGCUACCGACUGAACCCCGUCGACUUUGAGAAAGACGAUGACACCAACCACCAUAUCGACUUUAUCACCGCAGCUUCCAACUUGCGCGCGACCAACUACAAUAUUCCCGUUGCCGAUCGCCACUCAACGAAGCAAAUCGCAGGGAAAAUCAUCCCUGCCAUUGCAACGACGACUGCUCUCGUCACGGGCUUGUCAUGCCUAGAAUUGUACAAGAUCAUCGAUGGCAAGACCAAGCUUGAGGACUACAAGAACGGCUUCGUGAACAUCGCGCUCCCCUUCUUUGGCUUCUCAGAGCCGAUCGCUGCUGCCAAGCACAAGUACAACGACACGGAAUGGACUUUGUGGGACCGCUUCGAGUUUGAAAACGACCCUACUCUCCAGGAAAUCGUCGACUGGUUCAAGACGACGCACAAGCUCGAUGUCACGAUGGUCAGCCAGGGCGUCAGCAUGCUCUGGAGCUCCUUUGUCAACCCGAAGAAGAGCAAAGAGCGGCUGCCGCUGAAAUUCAGCAAGCUUGUUGAGACCGUUAGCAAGAAGCCGAUUCCCCCGCACACCAAGAACCUCAUCACCGAGGUGAUGGUCUCGGACGAAGAUGGCGAAGAUGUUGAGGUCCCUUAUAUCCUUGUGAAAAUCUGA
Molecule: messenger RNA, 3054 nt
Organism: Mycena indigotica
Lineage: Eukaryota; Fungi; Basidiomycota; Agaricomycetes; Agaricales; Mycenaceae
Product: UBA-e1-C domain-containing protein
Exons: 17
Coding region: 1-3054 (1017 amino acids)
Biological process (GO): protein sumoylation
Cellular component (GO): cytoplasm; SUMO activating enzyme complex
Molecular function (GO): SUMO activating enzyme activity
Source: RefSeq, a predicted model, not a curated record